UGUUUAUAAAAUGGCGGACUUUAAUAAAGAGAGGGCCAAGAAUGAAAUUGCCGAAUCUUUAUCUCUGAGUACAUUUUGUAUGCAGCGAAUUGGUUUUUCAUUUAAUAGGACGAAUCGUUUCGUGUCCUAUUAUACCCAGAAACUUAUGUUUAUAUUAUCUGUGUGUGGUAUAUGUUACCACGUGUUUAGUGAAAUGGUAUUCAUUGGGUUGACUUUAUGGAACUCUCCUCGAGUGGAAAAUGUUGUACCUUUGUUACAUACAUUUGGCUAUGGAGCAUUAAGUAUUACUAAAGUAUUUGUACUGUGGUACAAAAAGGAUGUUUUUGGUCAACUAUUGAAUGAAUUGGCCGACAUCUGGCCGAUGUCACCCCUUGAGGAAGAUGCACAGAAUAUUAAAAAUAAAAGUCUAUCGGCUCUACGAAUAGCACAUCAGUGGUAUUUCUGGUUGAAUGUAUCUGGCGUAUGGUUCUACAACCUAACGCCGAUCGGAGUAUACUUCUUUCGUAUAUGGCGGGGUCAACAUGCGGAAAUUGGUUUCGUCUGGAUGUCAUGGUAUCCUUUCGAUAAACAACAACCAAUCGCCCACAUUGCGGUAUACAUAUUUGAAAUGUUCGCUGGUCAAACCUGUGUAUGGAUAAUGAUCUGCACAGACCUGUUGUUCUCUGGAAUGGCGAGUCACAUAGGAAUGUUACUCCGUCUAUUGCAGCGUCGUUUGGAGACACUGGCCAUCGUCUGCAGAACAGACGAUGAAUACUACAAGGAAAUUCUAUCUAAUAUAAAGCUACAUCAGCAAUUAAUAAGAUACUGCAACAAUUUAGAAGAAGCAUUCUCUGUCGUCAAUCUGAUAAACAUCGUUCUUAGUUCUAUUAACAUCUGUUGCGUGGUUUUUGUCAUUGUGUUGUUGGAGCCGUUUAUGGCUGUAAGCAAUAAAUUAUUUUUAGGUUCGGCUUUAAUUCAAAUAGGUGUAUUAUGUUGGUACGCCGACGAUAUUUAUCAUGCGAAUGCAAAAGUCGCGUCAUCCGCUUAUAAUAGUUUCUGGUAUAAAACCAGCCCACGUUGCCGCCGCACCCUGCUUUUUCUUAUAAAGAGGUCACAAAAGCCGAUAGCUUUUACUGCGAUGAAAUUCACAAACAUCUCGCUGGUGACAUACUCAGCGAUUCUAACAAGAUCAUAUUCGUACUUCGCGCUUCUUUACACAAUGUAUAGAGAUAAUUAAAAAAUAAUUUAUAUUUCAAUUCACGCAAAUAUUAUAAAUACCUAUGCGAAAUAUUUAGAAUUCUUAACGAACU
Molecule: messenger RNA, 1289 nt
Organism: Papilio xuthus (Asian swallowtail)
Lineage: Eukaryota; Metazoa; Arthropoda; Insecta; Lepidoptera; Papilionidae
Product: odorant receptor 4
Exons: 9
Coding region: 11-1216 (401 amino acids)
Biological process (GO): detection of chemical stimulus involved in sensory perception of smell; sensory perception of smell
Cellular component (GO): plasma membrane
Molecular function (GO): odorant binding; olfactory receptor activity
Source: RefSeq, a predicted model, not a curated record